Messenger RNA from Nematolebias whitei (Rio pearlfish), 1077 nucleotides. RefSeq names its product family with sequence similarity 169 member B (gene fam169b). Lineage: Eukaryota; Metazoa; Chordata; Actinopteri; Cyprinodontiformes; Rivulidae. Bases 1 to 1077 code for a protein of 358 amino acids. The record is from RefSeq and is a predicted model, not a curated record. The transcript has 7 exons.
AUGUUUCCUGUUGAUUUUCCACCUGUGGAGGACACUGAGCUGGUGUCUGCAGCUGAACUUUACCUGUCGUCCUUGAACGCAACACCAUGCACUAACUUGUGGUUUGAGUCUUCCCAAACCUCAAAGAUUGCCAUAACAACAGCCAAUAUAAGGCCGUUGCAGCUGUUCGACGAUGACCAUCCUGCCCGUGUGCUUCUGGCACUCCAUCCUCCAGAAGAUCCAUCACAAGUCGUGGCUUUGUACCUGCGUGACAAAUGGUGGCGUUUGGAUGAUGUGUUGCGGACAUCCAGUAAAUCCAGAAGUGGCUUGGUGGUGGUGCAGUCGACGACGGAGAGGGUGAUUGUGUUCCUGCUCAGUCAAGUUGUGGAGAGACCUCCUUCACAAGGGGAGGUGUUGUUCUCCCUGCACCCCCGCACGGAGAGCUGCAAAGUGCUGUGGACGGACAACCAGGCGGUGGGCUUCUACACCAUCAAACACAAAGGCAGCCUGUGUGACACCUGGAGCAGCUGCUGCUACCUGCUGCCCGUCCUGGACACGGUGCUGGUGAGGAGGAGCUGCAGGAGGAGAGGCUUCGGCCUGCAGAUCCUGCAGGAUUUCUGCUCCUCGUUCUCCUCCGAGGAGUUUCUCGGAGUCAGCUCUCCGUUAUCAUCCAGCAUGGCAGCAGUGAUCAGGAGGUUCCUGCAGCAGCACGACCAGCAUCGGGAGCGUCUGUACGAGGUGGAGGCUCCGGGAGGCUGGACCCAGCGCCGGAACAUCUGGCUCAACAUUCAGCUGGGUCGCUACUCGUCCAAGCAGCAGGAAUGUGGGAAGGACCUGACCCCUUUCAGCAUCUGUAACAUGAACACUCCCCUGGUAACAGCCUCUGCUGAAUGCUCCCCGGGCAGCGAGAUCUCCGAGACAGGAUGUUUUUCUGCGGCCCACUCCAACGAGCUGGAUUUGAAUUCUCCAAACAGGCCUCGAAUCGUGGCUCAAACACUGAAAUCCAAGAUUGUUUCAUCAAGAAAACACAGCAGAGGGAAUUCAGAGGGAACACAGAAACUGUCCAAGAGAGCCAGAAGAACAAACAUCAACUUGUAG